Sciurus carolinensis (gray squirrel) is the source of this 6620-nucleotide messenger RNA. RefSeq names its product MLLT6, PHD finger containing (gene Mllt6). Gene Ontology annotation, cellular component: nucleus. NCBI's taxonomy places the organism in Eukaryota, Metazoa, Chordata, Mammalia, Rodentia, Sciuridae. The transcript is spliced from 20 exons. The record is from RefSeq and is a predicted model, not a curated record. Gene Ontology annotation, biological process: regulation of transcription by RNA polymerase II. Gene Ontology annotation, molecular function: nucleosome binding; histone binding. The coding region runs from base 379 to 3693 and encodes 1104 amino acids.
GCGGCGCGGGGCGGGCGGGCACCCGCGAUGUGCCACUCGGCGCCUCCCCCGCCGGGCCCGGGCUGCGCGGCGACCGGGCAGCCGUGGUAGCCGGGCGAGCGGCGCGGAGGGGGCGAGCCCGGCGCGCGAGUCUCAUUGUUGGGGGGGGGCCGUCGGGGCAUGAGGGCGAGAGCACGGCGGGGGGGGCGGCCAGACAGAGCGAGCGAGGAGGAGGAGGAGGACGCCGAGGAGGAGGAAGGAGGAGGCAAAGAAAAGAAGCGGCGGCGGCGGAGGAGGGGGCGAGGAGGCGCGCGGCCCCCCGCUCCCUCCCUCCCCCCCUGACCCCCGACCCCCGCCGGCCGGCCCCCCGCCCCAGCCCCGGAGGGAGCUCAUGGGAGUAUGAAGGAGAUGGUAGGAGGCUGCUGCGUAUGUUCGGACGAGAGGGGCUGGGCCGAGAACCCGCUGGUCUACUGCGAUGGGCACGCGUGCAGCGUGGCCGUCCACCAAGCUUGCUAUGGCAUCGUCCAGGUGCCAACCGGACCCUGGUUCUGCCGGAAAUGUGAAUCUCAGGAGCGAGCAGCCAGGGUGAGGUGUGAGCUGUGCCCACACAAAGACGGGGCAUUGAAGAGGACUGACAAUGGAGGCUGGGCCCACGUGGUGUGUGCCCUCUACAUACCUGAGGUGCAGUUUGCCAAUGUGCUUACCAUGGAGCCCAUCGUGCUGCAGUACGUGCCUCAUGAUCGCUUCAAUAAGACCUGUUACAUCUGCGAGGAGCAGGGCCGGGAGAGCAAGGCAGCCUCAGGAGCCUGUAUGACCUGUAACCGUCAUGGAUGUCGACAAGCUUUCCAUGUCACCUGUGCCCAAAUGGCAGGCCUGCUGUGUGAGGAAGAAGUACUGGAGGUCGACAAUGUCAAAUACUGUGGCUACUGCAAAUAUCACUUCAGCAAGAUGAAGACAUCCCGGCACAUCGGCAGUGGUGGUGGAGGAGGAGGAGCAGGAGCAGGAGGAGGAGGCAGCAGCAGUGGUGGUAGCAGUGGAGGCGGCACAGGGGGAGGCAGCAGUGGCUUCAUCUCUGGCAGGAGAAGCCGAUCAGCCUCACCAUCCACCCAGCAGGAGAAGCAUCCUACUCACCACGAGAGGGGCCAGAAGAAGAGUCGAAAGGACAAAGAACGCCUUAAACAGAAGCACAAGAAGCGGCCUGAGUCCCCCCCCAGCAUCCUUACCCCACCUGUGGUCCCCACUGCUGACAAGGUCUCCUCUUCAGCUUCCUCUUCCCACCAUGAGGCCAGCACUCAGGAGACCUCCGAGAGCAGCAGGGACUCGAAGGGGAAAAAGUCUUCCAGCCAUAGCCUGAGUCACAAGGGGAAGAAGCUGAGCAGUGGGAAGGGUGUGAGCAGUUUUACCUCCACCUCCUCCUCCUCCUCUUCCUCCUCCUCCUCCUCUGGGGGGCCCUUCCAGCCUGCAGGUUCAUCCCUGCAGAGCUCCCCUGACUUCUCCACGUUCCCCAAACUGGAGCAGUCAGAGGAUGACAAGUACUCCAAGCCCACAGCCCCUACCCCGUCAGCCCCUCCCUCACCUUCAGCCCCUGAACCCCCCAAGGCUGACCUCUUUGAGCAGAAGGUGGUCUUCUCUGGCUUUGGGCCCAUCAUGCGCUUCUCCACCAACACCUCCAGCUCAGGCCGGGCCCGGGCCCCCUCCCCUGGGGAAUAUAAAUCUCCCCACAUUUCGGGGUCUGGGGCCUCAGCAGGCACCCACAAGCGGAUGCCUGCAUUGAAUGCUACCCCUGCGCCUGCUGAGGAAACCCCUGAGACAGGCCUGAAGGAGAAGAAGCACAAAGCCAGCAAAAGAAGUCGACAUGGGCCAGGACGUCCCAAGGGCAGCCGGAACAAGGAGGGUGCUGGGGGCCUGGCUACCCCCUCCUUACCUGGUGCCCAGCUGGCUGGCUUUACCGCCACUGCUGCCUCACCCUUCUCCGGAGGCUCCCUGGUCAGCUCUGGCCUGGGGGGUCUGGCCUCCCGCACCUUUGGGCCUUCUGGGAGUUUGCCCAGCCUGAGCCUGGAGUCCCCGCUACUGGGGGCAGGCAUCUACACCAGUAAUAAGGACCCUAUCUCCCACGGUGGCGGGAUGCUGCGGGCUGUCUGCAGUACGCCCCUCUCCUCCAGCUUGCUGGGGCCCCCAGGGACCUCAGCCCUGCCCCGCCUCAGCCGCUCCCCAUUCACCAGCACCCUCCCCUCCUCCUCUGCUUCCAUCUCCACCACUCAGGUGUUUUCUCUGGCUGGCUCUACCUUCAGCCUCCCUUCUGCCCACAUCUUUGGAACCUCUAUGGGCGCUGUUAACCCCCUCCUCACCCCAGCUGAGAGCAGCCACACAGAGCCAGACCUGGAGGACUGCAGCUUCCGGUGUCGGGGGACCUCCCCCCAGGAGAGUCUGUCUUCCAUGUCCCCCAUCAGCAGCCUCCCUGCACUCUUCGAUCAAACAGCGUCCGCACCUUGCGGGGGCGUCCAGUUAGACCCUGCGGCCCCUGGAACGACUAAUAUGGAGCAGCUGCUGGAGAAGCAGGGCGACGGGGAGGCCGGCGUCAACAUCGUGGAGAUGCUGAAGGCGCUGCACGCGCUGCAGAAGGAAAACCAGCGGCUGCAGGAGCAGAUCCUAAGCCUGACGGCCAAGAAGGAGCGGCUGCAGAUUCUCAACGUGCAGCUUUCUGUGCCCUUCCCCGCCCUGCCUGCAGCCCUUCCUGCCGCCAACGGCCCUGUUCCUGGACCCUAUGGCCUGCCUCCCCAAGCCGGCAGCAGCGACUCCCUGAGCACCAGCAAGAGCCCUCCGGGGAAGAACAGUCUUGGCUUGGACAACUCGCUGUCCACAUCCUCUGAGGACCCACACUCAGGCUGCCCAAGCCGCAGCAGCUCGUCGCUGUCCUUCCACAGCACGCCCCCACCGCUGCCCCUGCUCCAGCAGAGCCCUGCCACUCUGCCCUUGGCCCUGCCUGGGGCCCCUGCCCCGCUCCCGCCACAGCCGCAAAAUGGGUUGGGCCGGGCAUCUGGGGCAGCAGGACUGGGGGCCAUGCCCAUGGCUGAGGGGCUGUUGGGGGGGCUCGCAGGCAGUGGGGGCCUGCCCCUCAAUGGGCUCCUGGGGGGGUUGAAUGGGGCUGCUGCUCCCAACCCUGCGGGCUUGAGCCAGGCUGGCGGGGCCCCCACGCUGCAGCUGCCAGGUUGUCUCAACAGCCUGACCGAGCAGCAAAGACACCUCCUUCAGCAGCAAGAGCAGCAGCUCCAGCAGCUCCAGCAGCUCCUCGCCUCCCCACAGCUCACCCCGGAGCACCAGACGGUUGUCUACCAGAUGAUCCAACAGAUCCAGCAGAAGAGGGAGCUGCAGAGGCUGCAGAUGGCUGGGGGCUCCCAACUUCCCAUGGCCAGCCUGCUGGCAGGAAGCUCCACCCCACUGCUCUCAGCAGCGGGCACCCCUGGCCUGCUGCCUGCGGCUUCUGCCCCGCCUCUGCUGCCUGCCGGAGCCCUCGUGGCCCCCUCACUCGGCAACAACACCAGUCUCAUGGCGGCAGCGGCGGCAGCUGCAGCAGUUGCAGCUGCAGGGGGACCUCCAGUCCUCACUGCCCAGACCAACCCCUUCCUCAGCCUGUCGGGGGCGGACAGCAGUGGCAGUGGCCCCAAAGGAGGGACCGCUGACAAAGGAGCCUCAGCCAACCAGGAAAAAGGCUAAAUCUACCUGUACCCCUCCCGACCCCUAAAUGGAGGGGACAGAUCCUGGCCUAAGGGGUCCUAGCCUGGAGCAAGCAUCUGGGCCCAGACACUGGAAGAACCUCAGCCCAGAGCCUGUGCUGAGGCCCAGGGAGUGUUGGGGGCUCCUGGUGAGAGGACUGAGACUGGGAGGGGAGCCCCUUCCAUCUGCAUCCCCAUCCCCUGUCUGCACUGUCUGCUUUGUGAGAGGCUCAGAGGGAAGACAGGCUCCAAGCCUGCUGAGGAGCCCCCACCCUCAGCAAAUGUUUUGAGGUCCCCCAGAGAGCAAAGUGGGCCGUGGCAUACGUGGGGGGUUGGUUGGACCCACCACAUAAAACAGAUCAGCACUUGAAAGGGGAGCAGUGGAGGGAAGACCUAGGCCUGUCCCUGCACGGAAGUCUUCACGGGAGAAGGGCUGGUCCCACCUGACCUGCAGUUUCUUCCCAGUCUGGGCAAAUGGCAGAAGGGAUCCCUUUGACUGUUUCUCACUGUCCCCCACCUCACCGAGGGUCACAAGCUGAGCUUGUAAAAGCCCACAGAUGUAGGGGGAGCUGAGGAAGGGCAAGAUAGCAUCAAACCCAGCCCAGGCCUCCAGCACCUCUUGUGGCCCCAGUGGCAGUGUAGGGAGGCCCUCACUGUCCUUGGCGCCUGCCCCUUGUUUGCACUAUUGGCUUGAGGAGUGCGGAGGGUGGGGAGACAGAGCCGGCUGACUCAACAGUGUGACUGCGUGUCUGUGUGUGCAUGUGUAUGUAUGUGUGUGUGUGUCUGUUUGUCUGUCUUCCCCUGGACCUGGGGCCGCAAGGGCAGAAACAGGAGCAAUGGUCAGCACCAGAGUGGGGAGCUCCCAGCUCCCCUCUCACCAACUCUGGCCCCUUUCAGGGGCAUGAAUGGUUAACAGAAACCAGAAAAGUACUCCAGUAUUGGAGAGUAACUGGGGGUUAGGGGCUUUGAAUCAGGGUAAUAUCCUGCCUUCCCUCCUCCAGACCCCACUUGGUCUCAGGGCCCCCUGGGCCCCCUUCCCCUACUGGUAGUUUGGUCCUUUUUCUCUGAUACAAGGGGGACCCCAGGGAUUGGGAGAGGGGACAAGAGAGGUGAAGUGCCGCUUCUUUUAGUAAGUCUCCCUCCCAGAAUUAGCCAGCCUGCCCGCCCCGAACUCUACCUGACCCCACCCCACCCCCACCAACUAGGGGAGCCACUUAAGCUGACCUAACAGCUGUCUCCUCACCCACCAGCUAUCUCCCUGGGGUGUUGUGGGCAGUUCUCACCGUAAAGCAGUCCCCAUCUGCCCAGGGCCUUUGGCAGCAAAGGCUGAGAGGGCCACUGGAAGACUGGAGGCCUGUGUCCCUGUCUCACUUGCACUGGGGUGGAGCUGAUGGUCAUCUGUUGGCAUUUCCAGCUUUCCCUGCCGCUCAUGUCCUGUUGGUCUCUUUGCAUGUGUGCAUUUUUGUGUGUGUGUUUCUGUUUGGGUUUUUGUUGUCAUUGGGAUUUUUUGUUGGUUUUUUUAAAUAAAGAAAAGAAGAUGUGUAUAUUUUUGGCAAUGACAGAAACGUAGUGCAGAUAUAUUUUUGCCUGUGCUGCUCAACUGUUUUUUUUUCUGAUAUGGAAAAUAAUAUUAAUAUUCCUGUUGAUAAGACUUUGUAAGAUGUUAGGGAGCUAAUAAUGGGGUGGGUGGGAAUCCUCCAGAGGCAAUUUCUUAGGCACUUGCAAGGGCUUUGGGGUGGGGGGAAAAGGGGCAGUUGUGAUGACCUCAAAAUACUCACUUUUUAUUAAUGCUAAAUAUCAGUUAGAAAGACAUAGAAUUCAGCAUUUUAUUCAUCUUAAUCUAUUAAGCUCUUUAACUCCCUGCCCCAAGCCACUUGAUUCUUAGGAGAGUCGCCCAUUCACAUCCACGCCCUUGCUCAAGGCUGACUAUCAGAGCUGAAGUCCAUUUCUGUUCUGAUGGAAGGGAAGGAUGUCCACACCAAGGUCACUGUGUGGAAGUGAGGUCCAAAUGACUUAGUGCACUGGAACCAAGACACUCGCUGCACUCCACUCUGCCCUCCCCAACCCCACUUCCUUCACCUCCACAAAUCUGUUCUCCAACUUUCCCAGACUCUGUUCCCCAGGCUGGAAUGCUGCAGCAGGUAGUUGGGUUAGAUUUGAAGAAGGGCUUCCCUGGUCAUGGAGUGGUGCUUCUUUCCACCCCUUAGGGGACAUGAGAGAGGUGGCAGCACUUCCUUUUGACCAGGCAAAAUAGGAAAGCUAAAGAGCCUCAUGAGGGAGCAGGGUAGUGACGCAAGAGGAUGACCACGAUGACCAAUGACCUCACUCUUCCAGCCUCAGUCUAUUUCUUGAGAGUGAACUUGGAUGGGGUGGGAAGAGAUGCAGGUUUGUAGAGCUCUGUCUAGGGGGUAGGAAGGAUGUGGUUUGUAGAGCAGAAGUGGAGUUUGAAAAUGCGUGAGUGGAGCCUUGUGUGUCGCCACCCUCAGCAAAGAGACAUGAGUGGGUGUGCGUGCUGAGCUGGUGCCAGCCAAGGGGUCACACCUGUUGGGUGUUGGAGCUGGAAGGGACCUGUCUUUAGGGGUCAUUGAAGCUGACUCCAGGCUUUGCAGGUGAUAGUUCCAAGCCUAGGAGGGGUAGGUGCUCAGUGAUAGAGCCAGGACUAGCUUCAGGACCUGGCCUCCUGGUCCCCAGCUUCCCUGCCCCUCUGCAUGGCCUCUCUGGCUGGCUGUCCCUGAAUGUGACAGUGUGAGUGCAGGACUGUGCCCAGGGUGGGAUGGUGUCCUAUGUAGCACUGACUGUCCUAGCUCAGAGCUGAUGGAUCCUUUCCAUAGACAAUGACACUUUAAGGGUUGCCUUUAAAAAAAAAAAAAAGAAAAGAGAAAAAAAAAGUUCUUCCUGUGUGAGGUUCUUCCCUCAGGUUCCUGGGUC